Alnus glutinosa is the source of this 420-nucleotide messenger RNA. RefSeq lists its product as uncharacterized. The record is from RefSeq and is a predicted model, not a curated record. The transcript has a single exon. Lineage: Eukaryota; Viridiplantae; Streptophyta; Magnoliopsida; Fagales; Betulaceae. The coding region runs from base 1 to 420 and encodes 139 amino acids.
AUGUCUGUUUCUGAGAUUGCCUUAGUUCCCAAGUUUCCUUACCAGAGGCUUGGACAUGAUCAAGAAGGCGGCUUUGAUGAUUACGAUGAAGAAGGAUAUCACAGAGACAUGGUUGUGAGAUCGAGGAACAGCUGGUACAGCAGGUCCAAAAGGGUGCCUUCAAGGAGGAGAUCAUUCAGGCUUAAGGUCCCAAGCUUGAGGAGAUUCUUGAGGAGGAAAGUUAGGCUGCUGUCUUCCGUCAGAGUUUCUUGGGGUAGGAUGUUGAAGAGAUUGAAGGAGAGUCAGGCUCACUUUGGUGAUCUUUUCGUUGGAAACUAUCUCUUCAUUCAGGUUAACCCUACUCCAUUGAAGUACCUUAAGAAGGAUCAUCAUCACCUCAAUGGUUUGUCCUCAAGGUACUCUCUUCCAAGAGUUGCUUAA